AUGAACUGCUCUUCAGCUUCGCUGCUGAGCUCCUCCUUCCUCCCAGCUCCACCACCCAACACCAACACCUCCUCCUCCUUCAAACUCCCCCAAUCCAAACCCAACCGCCGCCACGUCACCGCUAAAAUGUCCCUCAACAAACCCCCAGACCCAACCUCCCUCCUCACCUCCGUCACCAACCUCCUCUGGGGCCCAUCCCUCCCUCCGGGCCUCCUCAUCUCCACCGUCCGUUCAGCCUGGAACACCACGUGGCGCCUCAUGAUGUCUCAGCUCGCCCCCUCCGACCCCUCCCUCGCCUACACCCGACCCCCUUCCCGCUUUCGCGCCACCCAAAUCCCCCGCCAAAACCGCACCUCCCUCCACCUCUACGUGGGCCUCCCCUGCCCCUGGGCCCACCGCGCCCUCAUCGUCCGCUCCCUCAAGGGCCUCGAAUCCGCCGUCCCCGUCUCAAUCGCCUCUCCGGGCAACGACGGCUCCUGGGAAUUCAAAACCACCCGCGACCCGGAUCCGGAUACACUCGACCCGACCCGGGACAAAGCCAACGGGUACAAAACCCUGAAGCAGGUCUACAAAUCCAGACCCGGCGGGUACGACGGUCGGUCCACGGUGCCGAUGCUAUGGGAUUCAAACAACAAAGAAGUAGUAUGCAACGAGAGCUACGAUAUAAUCGAGCUGUUCAAUUCGGGUCUAAACGAAAUGGCCCAUAACCCGGGUUUGGAUCUUUCACCGCCUUCUUUAAAGCCAAAGAUUGAAGAAUGGAACAGCAUUAUCUACCCCAAUGUAAAUAAUGGAGUCUAUAGGUGUGGGUUUGCUCAGUCACAAGAAGCGUAUGAUGUAGCAGUGAAUGACUUGUUCAACACGCUAGACAAGUUGGAGGAUCAUUUGAGCCGAUUUCGCUACCUCUGCGGAGACGAGCUGACGCUGGCCGAUGUCUGCCUCUUCACCACUCUCAUCCGGUUCGAUCUCGCCUACAAUGUCUUGUUCAAGUGCACCAGGAGGAAGCUGGUCGAGUAUCCCAACCUUCACGCUUACAUGCGUGACAUUUACCAAAUUCCAAAGGUUGCAGAAACUUGCAAUUUUCAACUGAUCAUGGAGGGCUAUUACAAAACCCUUUUCCCGCUCAAUCCGGGCAGCAUUCAGCCUAUCAUUCCUGUUGGAUCCGAGCAUCAAGAACUACUGAGACCACAUAACAGAGAUUCGUUGUGCCUUAAAGGCGCAAGGGAAUCAGCAUCGACACUUUCAGUUUCUUAA
Fragaria vesca subsp. vesca is the source of this 1251-nucleotide messenger RNA. Its product is annotated as glutathionyl-hydroquinone reductase YqjG-like. The transcript has 3 exons. Gene Ontology annotation, cellular component: cytoplasm. Gene Ontology annotation, molecular function: glutathione transferase activity. Lineage: Eukaryota; Viridiplantae; Streptophyta; Magnoliopsida; Rosales; Rosaceae. The record is from RefSeq and is a predicted model, not a curated record. Bases 1 to 1251 code for a protein of 416 amino acids.